Molecule: messenger RNA, 2538 nt
Organism: Hippoglossus stenolepis (Pacific halibut)
Lineage: Eukaryota; Metazoa; Chordata; Actinopteri; Pleuronectiformes; Pleuronectidae
Exons: 8
Coding region: 1414-2097 (227 amino acids)
Biological process (GO): adaptive immune response
Cellular component (GO): membrane
Molecular function (GO): signaling receptor activity
Source: RefSeq, a predicted model, not a curated record
UCCUUCACCUUCCUCCACACGACUUGGACAUGUGUGUGGGCGAUCUACCAAAAGGGAAUUCCCACAUCAAAGAGUACGUGAGGGCUGGAAACUGGAUCUUGUCAUUUCAGUUUUCUCUGGGAAUGACACCCUGAAGCAUCGGAAAUAUACGCUCCAUGAGCCUCGCAGUAUGAUCGUUGUGUGAUUCUAAAAACAGAGGCGCUUCCAGCAUGUCCUGUGUGUGGUUAUGUUUGAAUCUGCUCUGCGCUGCUACCUUUCUACAAAGCAGUGCCUCGUCAGAAGGAGUGUCGGUGCUGUGCCACAAAACAGUGGAAGAUGAAGCUGGACAAUCUUUGAUAAUUAACUGUUCUAUACAUUACAUUGGCGUGUCAGGCUGUAAAAUGGUUAAAUCAGAGCUGAAGACAAAUAGCAACGUAACACAUAGCAUCACUGAAGGUCUCAAUUUCGUGUUGCUGAAUGUCUCAAAUGUCAUCAAAGCGGAUAACUGGACGGUCGAAGUAAGCACAGACUGUGGUCUGGCCAAAUCACUUCCUAUCGAAGUUAAAGUCUCCAAUCCUCCACCUGAACCGGCAAAGCAGCAUCCUGACCGGGACACCACGGCUCCUAUUAUAUCGGGUGUUUGUGUUCUCCUCCCUAUUGCCAUGUCCUUGUUGUUCCUGUUUGGAACUGGCAGAGGCAGAAAAUUCCUCAAACACAUAAAGAGAUGUGAAAAGAUUCAGGGAGACUACACUCACUCUUCAUUGUCGAAUGUCGAAUGCUGAAAUGUAACAAAUAUGAUAUCCGCACGGCAUGUUAUGUAAAAAGUAUUGUCAUAUAUCAUAAUUUAUUUACCUUUUUUUUAUUUGUAUCAGUUACUUCUUCAGUAAUCUUUGAGGUCUUUAUACAGAUUGAUCCAUGUGAAAAUAUGUUUUGAUUCUUGUGCAGAUUCAUUCGGGUCAAUUUGAUGAUUGUCUUUGAUUAAAGGGACACCACUUAUUUUACAGAUAAAAUGCAGUCUCCUCACUGUGAAGAGAGUUUUAGAUAAACAGUGGUAUCAUAGCUUCUGUUCUUAAAAGGAGCUUUUUGAGCUGUGUGUCAGUUAUGGUGCAGGUUCACCCAGCCACUUUGCAUGAAACAGUUAUGGGUAAUGGAACAUGUCUUUAAAUUAGAAGCAGUCAGCAACAAGCACUUCCUCACCUUUGAUACGAUGCAGCACACACACACACACACACACACACACACACACACACACACACACACACACACACACACACACACACACACACACACACACACACACACACACACACACACACACACACACACACACAGAAGAGGUAGCAUCACAUUUCCGCUGUACACCACACUGAUCUUUGAGACAGUCAGCCUGUCAGUCGGUCAAAAAACUGCAUCUUGUUCUGAGUCUGUGGCAGGAUGAAAGCUCAUUGGUGGAGCUGUGUGUUGGGAUUAUUUCUCUGCAUGCCUGCUUGGGUAACACUCCACACCCGGACAGUUUCUCAGAGGCCCAUGUCCAUCGUUGUAGUGAGAGGAAAGUCGUCUGUCGAGAUUUCGUGCUCCACAUCGUUCUCUGACCCAAUUGGGCUCUACCUGCGCAGGAAAUUCCUUGGUGAUAGAAUCCUUUUGCACCUCGCCCUGGAAGAUGGAUUGGUCACCAAGAAUACUACAGCUGCAGAAUUUAGGGGCCAACUCAAUGUCACUCUAGAGCGGCAGGUCAAGGUGGGCUAUGAGUUCACCAUGUGGCUGUCUGAGCUGGAGCUGGAUGACACCAACUUGUAUUACUGCACCUGGAGUCGCUUCGAAUCAGAGAAAAGGACACUAAAAAAUCAGACCAGCAUUGGCACCAUCAUCAUUGUCCAAGAGACGGAUCCCCAGGAACAGUGCAAAGACCAAAUGUUUGUUCUCACCUGGAUUUUCUUGAGUGUGGCGGUGAUCGUUAUCUUGUUUCUUGUCAUUGGAGCACUGAUCUUCAGAUGCAAACGAUUUAGAAAGGACUUCAGACCUGACAGCCCUCAGCACGUCCACCCUCAGCAAAGAGUUCAGAACAAUCCCUACUUGAUCACAUCAGAAAAUACACUGGACUUCAGGGGAAUCCUGUAGUCCUGCCAGUUUGUGCAAAGGUAAAGAUAAGAUAUGGCGCUUUGGGAAAACUUCAACUGUCAAGUAUGCUGUAGAUGUAUCACACAGUUGGUUUGUUGCACACCACUGAGACGUCUUUCGUACUCCUCUCGUGUUCUGCUUUUCUUUUCCUUUUUUACACAAAUACGUUUUAUUUGCAGAAACGUGAGUGAGCUACCACUUCCUGGGUGAUGUGUGGUGUACAGAAGUGACGCAUGUGAUUCGUAGUGUAGAAGGCUGCAGAGCGAGCUUUUUUUUUCAGUAUCAUGUGGCGCAACACGUUUGCUUGACUUUUAUAGUUUUGAUAAAUGUAGGUAUUUGUUUCCCUUGUGUCUCAUGAAUAGGUUUUGAACACUGAAACAAAUGUGAAAUGCAGUUUUCUGUCUGACUUGAUAUGUGCAUUAAAUUUAAACUUUUUUCCCA